Molecule: messenger RNA, 1782 nt
Organism: Drepanopeziza brunnea f. sp. 'multigermtubi' MB_m1
Lineage: Eukaryota; Fungi; Ascomycota; Leotiomycetes; Helotiales; Drepanopezizaceae
Biological process (GO): biosynthetic process
Molecular function (GO): geranylgeranyl diphosphate synthase activity; intramolecular lyase activity
Source: RefSeq, a predicted model, not a curated record
AUGGGCUUCGAAUAUGCCCUCGUGCAUCUCAAGUACACCAUCCCUCCUGGCAUCGCCCUGACUUUCGUUUACUGGCCCUUCCUCCACCGCAUAGACCUGUACAAGGUUGCCUUCCUGGUCUCCAUCGCUGUCGUCUCAACAAUCCCAUGGGACUCAUAUCUUAUCCGGCGCAAAGUUUGGACCUACCCACCGCACGUUAUCGUUGGACCAACCCUGUACUCAAUCCCGGCUGAGGAAGUGUUCUUCUUUAUAAUUCAGACUUACAAUACCUCGCUCUUGUAUCUGCUACUCAGCAAGUUCGUCUUCCAUCCGAGCUACCUGGGCCCCCGGAACAAAACCGGGUCUAACGUUUCAUGGAAUCUGGGACAUUUAGCGAUUGCGAUCUUAAUUGUGGCUGGGGGAGCUUUGGUCUGGAGAGGAAAUGGAGGAACAUACUUGGGAUUGAUCUUAGUAUGGGCAGGACCAUUUGCGCUCCUCCUCUGGUCGCUUUCGUCUCGAUUCCUACUCGAUCUUCCAUACACCAGCACACUUGCGCCAAUUGCGAUUCCCACCUUCUACCUUUGGAUAGUAGAUACUCUGGCCUUGAAGAGAGGGACCUGGACCAUUGAAUCUGGGACUAAGCUUGGCGUACACCUUUGGGAUGGCCUGGAAAUUGAAGAGGCUGUCUUCUUCUUGGCUACCAACACCCUGGUUGUAUUUGGGAUGGUGGCUUUCGACCAUGCUUUGGCGAUUCUAUUAACUUUCCCGAGGCUGUUUCCCACAGUGCCGGAGCUGCCUUCGCCAUUCAUGCUUGUCAAGGCUCUCCUCACCAACGAGACGGAAUAUGACAUGGAAAGGGUCAUUGGGAUCCAGCAGGCUGUGGAAAGACUCAAGAAGAAGAGUAGAAGUUUCUAUCUCGCCAGCUCCGCAUUUUCGGGGCGGCUUCGGAUUGAUCUCAUCAUCCUCUAUUCUUUCUGUCGAGUUUCCGAUGAUCUAGUGGAUAAUGCGAGCUCGGAAGUUGAAGCACGACAGUGGAUCGUGAAACUCACUCACUAUCUGGAUAGAGCCUAUGUUUCCAAGGAGGCCAAAAUCGUCCAAAAACAACCAAGUCUCCACUCGUACAUCACGGAAAACUUCCCGGAAUCUGCACAACGGACUUUGCGCCUCCUUUCGACUCAUCUCCUCUCUUUUGGACCCCUCUAUGAUUUGCUGGAAGGGUUCAAGACUGAUCUCAAGUUCCCCGAAAAGGACUCUUCCAAAGCAGAUCGGAAGUUCCCCAUCGAGGACGAGCGGGAUUUGGAUGUCUACGCAGCACGAGUCGCUGGAACCGUGGCAGAGCUAUGUCUCGAGCUGGUCUUCUUCCAUAGCUACAACAAAACUACGCCGGCUCAGCAAGACCACUUAGUGCGUGCUGGAAGUAGGAUGGGAAUCGCAUUGCAGUAUAUCAAUAUUUCUCGCGAUAUUGCAACAGAUGCAGCCAUGGGGAGAGUCUACCUCCCAACAUCUUGGCUCAGAGCAGAUGGGCUUAGCCCGGAGGAUAUUGUGAAAACACCGGAUCGCCCGGAAAUAGAGGCACUGAGAGGGAGACUACUGGAGAAGGCAUUUAGCGUUUAUCGAGAAGCAAUUGGUGCCAUAUCUCAGCUCCCGGUUGAUGCGCGGGCUCCCAUGAGGGUAGCGGUGGAGAGUUACAUGGAAAUCGGUAGAGUGCUGUCUGAGAAGGAAUAUCGAGCAAAAGAAGGGAAAGCUACGGUCCCGAAACUUCGGAGACUAAGGGUAGCUUGGAGCGCUUUGAAUGGUGGGUAA